This is a messenger RNA of Zalophus californianus (California sea lion), 1374 nucleotides long. RefSeq names its product 5-hydroxytryptamine receptor 3C-like. Gene Ontology annotation, molecular function: transmembrane signaling receptor activity; extracellular ligand-gated monoatomic ion channel activity; neurotransmitter receptor activity. Gene Ontology annotation, biological process: nervous system process; monoatomic ion transmembrane transport; chemical synaptic transmission. The record is from RefSeq and is a predicted model, not a curated record. Lineage: Eukaryota; Metazoa; Chordata; Mammalia; Carnivora; Otariidae. Gene Ontology annotation, cellular component: membrane; synapse; neuron projection.
AUGGGGAUCCUGGUGUUAAAGUUCUCUAUCGACACACAAAAGUCCUAUUCCCAACUCAUAGGGUCUCUGCUUUCUACAGGAAGGUCAAACGCUUUCACCAUCAAUUGCUCAGGCUUUGACCAGCACGGGGUGGACGCUCCUGCCUUCCAGACUAUAUUUAACCAGAAGGACUUCCGUCCAGUCAUCAACUACAGCAUCCCCACUCAGGUCAACAUCUCCUUCACUUUGUCUGCCAUCCUGGAAGUGGAUGAACAACUUCAGCUGCUGACAUCAUUUCUGUGGUUAAAGUUGAUCUGGAAUAACCCAUUCAUCAGCUGGGAUCCAGAAGAAUGUGGUACCAUCAGUAAACUCACUGUGACAACUGAGAACUUGUGGCUCCCAGACAUCUUCAUCGUGGAAUCCAUGGAUGUGGAUCAGACCCCAGAAGGCCUCUCUGCAUAUGUGACCAAUGACGGUCACGUUGUGUAUAACAAACCAAUGCAGGUGACCAGCAUCUGUAGCCUGGACAUCUUCUACUUCCCCUUUGACCAGCAGAACUGCACACUCACCUUCAGCUCUUUCCUCUACACAGUGGAAAACAUGUUGCUGGGCAUGGAAAAGGAAGUGUGUGAGAUAGUGGACACCUCACGUGACAUUGUCCGCACACAAGGGGAGUGGGAGCUCCUGGGCAUCAACAAGGCCACCCCAAAGAUGUUUGUGGGCUCCAGUCUUUUUGACCAGAUCAUGUUCUACAUAAGCCCAGAGACUGUGGCCAUCAGGCACAGGCCCAGCCUCUAUGUCAUAAACCUGGUGCCCAGUAGCUUUCUGAUCGCCAUUGAUGCCCUCAGCUUCUACCUGCCAGCAGAAAGCAAGAAUCGCCCAUUCAAGAUAACCCUUCUGUUGGGCUACAACGUCUUCCCGCUCAUGAUGAAUAAACUACUUCCUGCUAGUGGCACCCCUCUCAUCAGUGUCUAUUUUGCCCUGUGUCUGUCCCUGAUGGCGGUCAGCCUGCUGGAGACCAUCUUCAUCACCUACCUGCUGCACCUGGCCACCACCCAGCCCCCACCCAUGCCUUGGUGGCUCCACCCUCUGCUCCUCUACUGGGCCAGCCCAAGGAAAUGCUGCCCCACUGCGCUCUGGAAGAAUGUGGGCCCAGGCCUCAUGCCCACUCACCUACCUGGUAAGGAAAAUCUGACCCAGGAGCCAGGACAAUUGCUAGGGAAGGAGCUGGGACCCAGAGAGGCAGAGCUGAAUGGGGCUUCAGGAUUGACAAGCACCCAGCUAGCUGACCUGUGGGUGCAGUUCAGCCACAGGAUGGACACCUUCCUCUUCCACCUCUACCUGUUCUUCUUGGCCUCCUCCAUUAUCACGGUCAUCGUCCUCUGGAACACCUAG